AUGAGCGAGCAAUGCGUCCUAAUACCGGGAGAAUUUGGAGUGUUCGUGCAGCUCUUCAUCGGCUUUGUAUCCAUGGGAAUAUUAUUAACAAAAUAUGCUUUUGAAAAACCCAGAAGAACCUUUAUUAAAUUUUUAAAAGAUGUAAUUGUCAUCAUAUGUGGAUCUAUAGUAUUACAUAUGACAAACAUAUUUACAUGCAUAUUCAUUUCCCGAUAUCAUAUAUUGUCAUAUUUAUACAAAAUUGAUAUGGACGAAUGUUCCAUAUAUUUUAUUCAAAUAAUAAUUGAUGCAACAUUAGGUUUAUAUGUAGAAUAUAAAUUAUUUGCUUUAUUUAAAUUUAUGAAAUUUAGAAAGGAAUAUUUAUAUAACAAUUCCACACCAACUAUAUAUAAACCGGUUGAUGCAUUAUCACAUUAUUCUUCUUUUAUCAAUUUUUCAAAUAAUAAGGAUGAAAAAAAAUUGAAAGAUCACAAAAACAUAAGCAAUAAUAAAAUAAAUCAGAAUUUUCAUCCAAACUCGUUAAGCUUAAAUAAUGAACACAUAGAACAAAAAAAUUCCAAUGCAUCUAACAUAAAUCAAUCGAAAAAUAUAUCGACCCAAUCUGAUUCUAACAAUUUGGAAACGUUUAAUAUUAGUAACACAUACACAACGGAUAAUGCUUUGUAUAAUUUUGCAUCCCAGGAAAGUAUUGGAAAUCAACUUAUUACAUCCCAUAGUGCCACCGAGAAAACAUUAGAAAUUGGAUCAACUAGAACGAAUGAGAUAAACAACAUUAGUAAAUACCAAGAGGGAGUAGUAAGAAAAGGUGAUAAGUUUCACGAAACACACAAAUGUGAUACGUAUGAAAAAGAGGAUGAAAAUGUUAAUAACGAUAUUGACAUUGACAAUAUUAGUGCGAAAAGGAAUGAACAUAACACGUAUGAAGAAUGCAACCAAUAUGAUAAGUAUAAAAAAUAUUAUAAUAGUAAUUCCCAAGAUUACAAAAAUGAAUUAAAAUUAUUAACAGACGAAACACCUAAUGAAGAAGUAUGUAUUCAGUUAAAUGAAAAUAAUGAAAAUAAUAAAGAAACUACAGUUAUAUAUGAAAACAAAAAUUCAGAUAUGUACAAAAAAAUUGAAGAAAGCUAUAUGGAUCUUGAUUUAUUUCAAAAUAUUUUAAUAUGGCUUUCUGUAGUCAUAACGGCAAAGUGUAUUUCUUUUCUUAUUUUUUUUUUAUUUUCCCCUUUUUUUAACAUGUUUGUAUUGGGAACAAUAGCCAAUAUUACUGAUAUGAGAUACAAACUUCUCGUAGUGAUGGUCAUUUUGCCUUUUUGUUUUAACUUCAUUAUAUAUUUUUAUACCGAUAGUAUAGUUAAAUCCAAGCAUACGUGUAGAAGUGUAAAUAACGACAAGAUAUAG
This is a messenger RNA of Plasmodium gonderi, 1398 nucleotides long. RefSeq lists its product as hypothetical. NCBI's taxonomy places the organism in Eukaryota, Apicomplexa, Aconoidasida, Haemosporida, Plasmodiidae. The record is from RefSeq and is a predicted model, not a curated record. Gene Ontology annotation, cellular component: membrane. The transcript has a single exon. Bases 1 to 1398 code for a protein of 465 amino acids.